This is a messenger RNA of Cercopithifilaria johnstoni, 1572 nucleotides long. The record is from the annotation of a GenBank genome assembly. Lineage: Eukaryota; Metazoa; Nematoda; Chromadorea; Rhabditida; Onchocercidae.
AUGGAUUUUGCAAGUUUUGCUGCAGCUGCUUUACGCAGCUCAGCAGUUUUGCCAUGCGAAUCGUUCGAUAGUUACUGGAUAACUAACGCUUCUGUUCAGUUCGGAUUGAAAAGUGUAAAGUGUACGUUUCGUUUCGAAACAUCAUUUGCAGAUGCUGAAGACGAAGCUGGCACAUUAGUAAAUGGUGAUAAUCGUCACACUGUAUACAUUCUUUGGGUUUCAUCAUGUGAAGAUCCUUCAUUGUUGUACUCCUGUCGAAUGGAUUCAAAAAUCGAUAAGGUUGCACUUCGUUAUGGGCAACGUACACCUUCGAUCCUGAAAAAUAUGAUUGAGGGAGCAAAUAUGCCAUCGGAUGAUCCAAAAUUCACAAUGAUUAAUUUGAUUGGUGAGCAAGAAAUGGGUCUGUUCAUCCGACUUUGUGUCGCACCUGGUGAUGGUCCAUCAGCACUACGGCUCGCCUUACGCACUCCGUCUGCAGCGGAAUGGAAAAGUCAUUUAUUGAUGUUUAUUCAGAAUUUACAGAAUGAUUUGUGGAAAGAACGUUGGCAGCGUGAAUUGUUGGAAAAGGAUGCGUUGAGCAUGAAAUCUCAAAUAGCACAAAUGGAAAGGAAACGUGGUUGGCUUGAAAAAGAGCUGGAGAUGUUGUACGCAGUGAUGCAACAGCAGAAUCCCAUGCAGUCAGUGAAAAUUACAAAUGAGGCUGAAAAUUCCAUACCCAAAAGAGAGGAACUGUUACUUCAACCAGUGCCGACUGCUUCAACAGCACAAAUUACUGAUACAGAGGAAUCAUCAAAGUUCAAUGUUAACGCUGUGCCAUCGAAACGGAGUUCCCUGUCCUCUUCACUAACCUCUUCUGUGCCUCUUAAAUCUGGUCCGGAUUUCAAAAAAAAGCGAACAGUUCGGAACAAAGAUGCGUUAGCCAAUGAUGACUUGUUGAUGGGUGUUGCUUCACUUCUCUCUUGUGCAGUGUGUCCGGAUGAAGUAACACUGCGAGAUCAGGAUGGAAUAAAGGAACAUUUCAUAAAUCAGCAUCUAGACGGUGAGCACGGUCGCUGUCGGGCUUGUACAGAAGAAGUUAAAAGUAGUGAUAUGCUGAGUCAUAUGAAAGCGCAUCUGGUUAAAAAGUAUGCUUGUGAAUUUUGCGGCAAGAAAGGAAGGAAGCAUUAUUUGAAGGCACAUAUUCGUGUUCAUACUGGAGAAAGACCUUAUAAAUGUGACAAAUGUCCACGUCGUUUUGCGGACUCAUCCACAUUUCGCCGACAUCAGUUGAUUCACACUGGUGAAAAACGAUAUUCAUGUCCGGUGUGUGGACGUUGUAUAGCUCGGAAAGAUAACGUCAAGACACAUUUGAGGAGUCAUGUAAAGACUAUUUCCAACAGUGAAAGUGAAGCAGCUGCUUGGAUGGAAACCCUCUUAAAUUCGUUACCCACUAAAAUGGAAAGGAAUGCAGUGACUGUACCACCGCUAGAUUCGCCAACUUCUGUGGAAAAUAAUGAAGAUCAAAAUUUGUUAGGUGACUUCAAUUUGUUGGAAUCUCUAAAAGAGGAUGAGGAAAUGAGUGAUAAGUGUUGA